This is a messenger RNA of Loa loa (African eye worm), 708 nucleotides long. RefSeq lists its product as hypothetical. The transcript has 5 exons. Gene Ontology annotation, molecular function: ubiquitin protein ligase activity. The record is from RefSeq and is a predicted model, not a curated record. Bases 1 to 708 code for a protein of 235 amino acids. Lineage: Eukaryota; Metazoa; Nematoda; Chromadorea; Rhabditida; Onchocercidae.
AUGUCAGCAGGUCGAUACAUCCGUAAACGUCCAGGAGCUCAGUCGAUUUCCGAAGAUGAAACAACAGAGAACCCCACCCGGAAUGCUAAUGAUCCGCUUGAGCAUUGCGCCUCAUCGUCCUUGUUAUCUGAGUCAUCCAUGCUCUCUACCUCAGGCUAUGAACACUUGCCUUCCGUCUCCUUCAAAAAUCUCUAUGAUUGUCCGAUUUGUUUCCAACUUUUCCGCGAGCCGUACUCAACGUUAUGUGGUCAUUCAUUCUGCCGUGAAUGUAUCAGUGCACAUUUGGAACGUUCUUUGCGAUGUCCUGUGUGUAGUCGAGGUCUGGAUCCAAGAUCUGGUCCAAUUGUCUUUCCUAAUUUUACGGCAGCUAGCAUCGUGGAUGCAAUCCGACGUAACAUGAAAACAGCGCGCAGUCUUACAGCCGCCAGUGGUAGAAAUGAGGGAUUGGAGUUAACAAGCGAAAAACUAAUUGAUUUGGCUUUAAAUGCAGACGCUCGUUUUCUGGAUCAUUUUAUGGAUCUUCUCAAAAAACGACGUGAACAGAUAAGUAGUAAUGUCACUCGGAGAAAAAACAUGCUGCUGAACGAGUUUAUUGAUGAAAUGAUUACACAACGAGAAGAAAAGCUCAAACAGCUUCAGAAUGAGCUAUCGAUUUUACGAAAUGAUAAAGCUUCGGUCCAGACUGCUACUGUAUCCAAACCUCAAUAA